Messenger RNA from Trichomonas vaginalis G3, 621 nucleotides. RefSeq lists its product as uncharacterized. Lineage: Eukaryota; Parabasalia; Trichomonadida; Trichomonadidae. The coding region runs from base 1 to 621 and encodes 206 amino acids. The record is from RefSeq and is a predicted model, not a curated record. The transcript has a single exon.
AUGGUCCCCAACCAGGACCAAUUGACGGAUAUUAUAUGUUCCUACCUUCCCAUAUUUGCUGAGUGUGUGGAAGGUAGGACAUUGUUACAAGCUUGCUUACGUAUGCCACCAAAUCUCCGUCAACAAUUUGCUCAAAUUGUACAUGAAUUUAAAGCUUUUAACAACGGAUACGAUGGAGAUGAAGUUGCAGAUGAAUUUGGGGAAGCAAAAACAUUUUUCCCCUCAUAUAAUACGCCUGCAACAGUAUUUCCUACUAAUGAAUUUCACAACUAUUGUGUCGUUCAUUUAAUUGUUGUGGAUAUGCCCACAGGCGAAGACAUUCUCAGUGGUGACUUCAUCGAAGUCUGUAUCAAUACAGAAUUGGGAGAAGAUGAGUUGCAUAAAUUCUCCUACGUCGAACAUAUAUUCAAACCAGCACACCAACUCUUUAUCGAAACUGAAAUAACACUCACACAAAAUAUGUCCAUCUCAUUUAAAUCCAAAUCAGGACGUCCAUACAGAAUUUGGAUGAACUACGUCCUCUUCCACGACGCCGACGAUGACGAAGAAGAGGAAGAAGAGGAGGAGGAAGAAGAAGAAGAAGACGAUAUCCAGUUCAUUUCCAUCCGUAAAAAACAUUAA